This is a messenger RNA of Indicator indicator, 411 nucleotides long. RefSeq names its product nescient helix-loop-helix 1 (gene NHLH1). Gene Ontology annotation, molecular function: protein dimerization activity; DNA-binding transcription factor activity, RNA polymerase II-specific; RNA polymerase II cis-regulatory region sequence-specific DNA binding. The transcript has a single exon. The coding region runs from base 1 to 411 and encodes 136 amino acids. The record is from RefSeq and is a predicted model, not a curated record. Lineage: Eukaryota; Metazoa; Chordata; Aves; Piciformes; Indicatoridae. Gene Ontology annotation, biological process: regulation of transcription by RNA polymerase II.
AUGAUGCUCAACUCGGAGCAGACGGAGCUCGACCUGCCCCCGGCUCACUCCGAGGCCGAAUCUGUCUUCAGCGACUGCGGCGGCGGCGGCGGCGGCUCGGGCGGCACCGAGGACUCGGCUGGCACCGGGCUGUGCCCUCAGUCCCGGGUGGCAGAGGCAGGGGAAGCGGUGAAGAAGGAGCUUCAGCACCUGAGCCGGGAGGAGCGGCGGCGCCGGCGCAGGGCCACGGCCAAGUACCGGACAGCCCACGCCACGCGGGAGCGGAUCCGGGUGGAAGCCUUCAACAUGGCCUUCGCCGAGCUGCGCAAGCUGCUGCCCACCCUGCCCCCCGACAAGAAGCUCUCCAAGAUCGAGAUCCUGCGCCUGGCCAUCUGCUACAUCUCCUACCUGAACCACGUCCUGGACGUCUGA